GCGAGAUGUGCAUGACGUCACCAGGCGAGAUUUAGAUGGGCGUGACGUCACAUCCCGUGACAUCCAGGUGAGGUGUGGACUGGUAGAGAGAACAACAGAAGGGAGAGAGGCGAGCAGAUCCAGGUGAGGUCUUAUACAGGUGUGCAGCAGGAUCCUGGUGAGGGUUUUUGCGGGCGGGUCGGCCUGGUCUGCCGUGAGUGACUUCUGCACUGCACCACACCUGGCGCGCACUCACCUGCACAUGGAGGAGAUGGUGAGACAUCUGAUCACCUGCUGGGUCGUCACGGUGGCCGUGCUAGUAUGCAUCUCUCCCCCGCGCUGCGGGGACGCUGCCGCCUCUGGGCGCAUGGUGCCCGUGAAGGAGCCCAGCUGGGCCGGCAACGUCCCCUGCUUCGCCUGCGAGCUGGAGGCCAACGAGACCUCCAUGGUGUGGUGGGCCCUGGGGGACGAGGUGGUGUGCAUGUGGCCGCCCGACCCCAACCCCGUGGCGACGACGCGCGUGUUGUGUCAGCACGGGCGCGCGCCGGCCACGGGGCUCGUGUCCACGUCGCUGUGCGUGCUGCACGCCGGGAUGACCGACUUCGGGAACGGCGCCGCGGUGCGGUGCCAGGCGAGCGAGACGGCGAAACUCCGGAGCGUGCAGCUCAGGGCCAAGAUGCGGGCCGGCUCUCGCAGUUGGGUGAGUGGCGGUGCCAGUACUCCCAGAAUGCACCAGGGCGCCCUGGCAGCCUGCGCAAUGCUGGCGGCAUCUCUGCUGGCAUGAUUGAGCUGGGAUGUGGAAGACGAGGGAGGAGGAGGAAGAGGAGGUGACAGUCGCUCCCGGUGACUCCUCGGCCCCCCCUGCACAUUGAUCUGUUACUGAGCAUUUCCUGCUUUUAUCAUCGUCACCUUCAUCAUCGCCAACACUCCAAGAGCCAUCAUGAUUACCACUCUCAGUUCCAUCAUCACCGCCAUCAUUACACACAUACACAUACAAGUAAACAAUUAAAUAUAGUAAAAAAACUUUU
Petromyzon marinus (sea lamprey) is the source of this 1007-nucleotide messenger RNA. Lineage: Eukaryota; Metazoa; Chordata; Hyperoartia; Petromyzontiformes; Petromyzontidae. The record is from RefSeq and is a predicted model, not a curated record.